Molecule: messenger RNA, 207 nt
Organism: Clunio marinus
Lineage: Eukaryota; Metazoa; Arthropoda; Insecta; Diptera; Chironomidae
Source: the annotation of a GenBank genome assembly
AUGGUGAGAAUUGUUUUGAAGUCAGAAUUCACAGGUCAUCACAAUUCAAAUACUCAUAUCACAAUUCGGAAAAUGCAGCAAACACAGAAAAUAUUCAUCCAAAGAAACGACAUGAAGAGUUUGUUGAAAUAUGAAUCAGAGAAGAAGGAAUUUUCUCGUAUUUUUACUCAGACAAAUAUUUGUCGAGAACGAGAUGGUAAAGCUUGA